AGGACACAGACCGACGCGACGAAGCACCCCUCAAAGUUCCAAACUGAUAUUAUGACUUCUACAGAUAAGCAAGAAAAUGCCAGAUAAUGUCGACAAUGGUCGAGAGACGAUUUCAGAAGACCAGCCUACUUUGCUGCAAAGGGAUGAUCGAACGCCAUUACGGGAUGCGACGCAAGUACCCGCGUCCCCUUCAUCGGCACGGGAGGAGUCUGGCCGUCUACGAGCCUUCGUUGACAGGGUGCGAUGCUCGCGGCUACCGCUUCCGGGAAGGGACACCGCGAGUAGUUACGUACGGAUGCGGGACGGUGAGCGAUCAGGUGGGAGCAACAGUCCUAGAUCACCAGGGACUCGAGGGCGGCGGUCGCCCAGGGAUGAAGAGGCUCUGUACAGAGAUAUAUCUGAUAAUGCUAAGCGGUCUCCCAGGGGAGCAGCGGGUACUUCGUCUUCGCCAAGAAGCGCUCGAGGAGGACGCGAGCAAGCCUAUAUACGACAUGGGAGAGAUGGCGGGCGCGACCGAUCGACACCAAGAAGGGCACAACAGCAUGACACGUUUCUGGAAGAUUCGUCCAGUGACGAGGAGAACGAGGUGUCUGACGAGACUGCGCGCUACGUUACGAAAGAGUACUUGAUGCCGCUCUUCGAGAGGAUCGGGCUUUUCGAGUCUGUCUACGGCGGCAACAGACAACACAUUUCCUCAGGCUCACCUAGUAGAAAUAGUCCAGGGCGUGGCGUCCCGCUUCUGCACGAGUUGCUUUUAUCAGAUCGACUGCUGGGGAAGCUCCAAGACUAUCAUCGGAGCGUUGCACAAAAGAAAUUAUGCUGACUCGGCUUCGAAAGAAAAAAACGUAUUAUAAAUUGUGAUUCUGUAAUAGAUGCAGCGGUUCUACUGGAGCCUUAUUCUGUCCGAGACGGCUCAGAGAAUCACUUCUAAAUACGAAAGAGCUACAGGACGCGCAAGCUGCGCGCAAGGCCGCUCAGAGGGAGCUUGCUGGCGCAAGAGCACGAAUGGAGGUAAGCGAUUACCUGCGGGGAGUAGACGAGCUUCGCCGGCAUUCGCACGAACACGAUAAUGCAGCUGUGCAGAGGCAGUGUGAAGCAUUGGAAAAAGUACUCAUGCGUAUUGCCUCUAAUAUUUAUAACAUAAGUACUUCAAUCUUCUUAUCCUCCUUGCUUGCGCGUUAUCGUGUUGAGGCUCAAGCACUAGUUUGAGUGUAUGUGAGUGUUUAAAAAGCUUGACCAAAAUGAUGACGUGGGUUCAAAAGUGGAGACUUCUGUAGUAGACACUUACAAACUUUCAACAUCUGAACAAAUGAAUAAGUAACCUUCUCCCGUAGCAGGAAAUCGUGGCUUUUCCCCCUUAGUAUAAGUACGAGGUUGUGCUGCAAAUCUUGACUGGCUUUUGCCCGUAAAACGGCGAAGGUUUAGGUCCAGCGACGCUUAAAGCACUAAAAAAAACAACCGGUUAGUUUUUACCUCUAAUACUUAGGCUUAUCCCAUGCAGCAAAACAUAAGUACAUGGUAGAACUAGAAUGCUGGCACCUCGUCACUUACGAGUAUGAACGACCGUUGUUGUAUUUUUUCAUAUUUGACGACGCACGCGUGGUGAAUGUGAAUCAGAAUCUUCAAUCUUCUUAUCCGAACUAUGUACGUUGUAUGUACGUUUGUCAGGUGACGCAAUAUUUGUCAGCAAAGACUGCAUUGGAAUUUGCAGAAAAUUCAAAAUUGAAGAGCACAGCUAGCGAGCGAGAGGAGACACUAUCGGCGGCGCGAAUGCAGGUUGCAAAGCACUUACAGGCUGCAAGUGCUGCCAAGCUGCAUAACGAGGUUUUGGCGAAUGAGAUCGCUCAAUUAGAGCCAGCUUUGGCGUGUCUCAAGGUGGGACCACGGGCGCGACGGCUACUCCAAGAGGCGCGACAAUACUUCGAGACCGAAAUCCAUUCCGCAUUUGACAUGAAGGACAGACUCGAGUCCCGCCUCGUCUUCCUUGUCCAAGACAAGAAUGCACUAGAGCAGUCGAGAACAAAUUUUAUGACACGUCAAAAAGAUUUCGGAUUAGAAGUUAUCUACAGGACGGAGUAGGGAACUUCAGGAUAAUUUGUGAAUAGCGUACUCGUGGAGCCAUGCUUUGCAAUGAUUUUAGAGUCCGAUGCGUUGCGUCUCCAGGUCUGCUUAGAGGAAGUAGCCUCGUGCUUCUUCUUUGUGCUUCAUACUUCUGUUAAAGGGAAAUGAAGACCUGGAGGGUGAAAAAGAGCAGCUGCUGGAGGAACAGGAGGAAAUGAAAGACGUGAUGCGUGAGGAAUUGAAGGAAGCGUUGAAUGAUAAGGACUUGUUGCGAAAAGAGCGGGAUAAGCUCGAAAUGAAGGUCAAGGACCUUUCCCAAGAUCGCGAUACCUUGAAGCAGCGGCUGAAGAAAUAUAGGAGACUGAAGGUAGACGAGCACAAAACGUGCAAGAAUUGCAAUAAGGACUACAUGGAAAACGAGAAUUUUAAUUGGAGUUGCAGAACACAUCAGUCGGAGUUCGGAGGCGAAAUGUGGUGGUGUUGCGGAAAAAUUGGGAAAGAGGCAAUAGGUAACCUAAUGAAUAAUACAAGUUAUCAUACAGAAGUUGCUGUUUUGUGAGAUUCUGACUGUUGAUUUGUUGUUCGAAAAAAAGUCGGCAGUUGCAAUCCUCAGAGAAAAUCUCCAGGUUGCAAAUUCUCGAAGCAUGAAAGCAAGGACGACGAGGAGGAUCUCGACGAGCAGGACCGCGCAGAGCGAGAAGAGCGCGAGAUAAAGGCGAGAAACUCCAAAAUCAAAUGCUACAGUUGUAAGGAGAGCGGACACAUAGCAAAAAACUGUCCGAAGGAUCCCAACUUGCGCUCAUUACAUGACCCGGCGGUAGAGGUACAGCGCACUGACAUUCUGGGUGAGCAGGCCGGGUGGCAGAAAGCAUUGGCCAGGGAAAGCAUGUUGUUAUGACAGGAAGUUGUUGGCAAUAUUCUUUUGAGAUAGCAAUGAAUGUAUCCUCCUGUGCAAAUAUUUGUCUCGUGGUGACUACCAACCAUCCAUCUCUAAUGCCCCGUCCAACAGAAGUGUUGUCGCGGAUCGAGACUAAGCUUGGUUUCGAUACUUGGGACGAGGAUGUUGAGGCCGUUAUCAAUCCUCUGCAAGAUGUUUUAGAGCUGUGUGAGAAGGCGACUGACCGAUUUCAUGCGAUGUAUUUGUACGAAGACGAGGCGGAGCGCUUAGCCCUAGAAGAGCGUGCGGCGCGCGAAAAGCAGCCUUCGGCCACACGGAGAGGUGGCGUCGUCAAUGCGGCAGCGUUAAUUAAGGCUCAGACUUCGUUGGUCACUGUCUGAGAGUGGUCACUGACAUCGAAGAGGAGACCCCCUGAGAGAACAGGGGAAAAGAAGGGAAAAGGUUGGAGCGGUGUAGGGGGUCCCGUCCCUCCAGAAUCAGUGACCACUGCCUGCCGACCUUUAAGUUAAUGUCGGGUACGCGUGGCGGGCUGCCGGGAUUGCUGGCGGGAAUACAGCUAGCUUCGGAGGACGACGAAGAAGAAGAAGACUCUGAUGACGACGACGAUUCGGAUGAGGAUGAAGACGACGACUCGGAGGAUGAAGAAGAGUCUGAUGGCGAAGAAGCGGAAAGUAGUGGAGAGUCCUCGUCUGGUUUCGACGAUGACUCGGAGGAUGAAAGUUAAGAUCUGCAAGAGAAGAUUGACGUGGUUGAUUUUUGAUUGGAAAACUUUUGAUUUAAUGAUUACUUGAUUUUUGGCGUUUCGCCUGAAGCAGGAAUAGGUAGAUUGUUUAUGAGUUGUCGUGACAAGGUGGUAAAGGCGACGUUGCGAAAGGAACCCUCAAAAGCAGUGUGCGGAGCUAUCAUGAUCGAGAGAUAGUACUGUAAGUGCUACCAGCGAAUUCUACUACAGAAGUUUCAGAAUAUCGUUUAUACUGAGUCCCGAAAAAACGACCUUUGCAUAAUUUUCCCGGUGAUCAAUACUUGGCAAAAUGACGGCUAGUAGCCGAAGAUUUUAUGCAGCAGCUGAUUCCUUUGCAAUCUCAACAAAUUUGAAAUAGCAGCAUAAACCAAAUCCACGCACAUCUUCCAAAUAUGAAGCAUGUAAAAAGAAAAAAUCAAAUCUCCAAUAUGGUCCGCACAAAUUAUGAUGUUGCGAAUUUGAAAAAGAGCCGGAAAUUUCGG
Messenger RNA from Amoebophrya sp. A25, 4183 nucleotides. The record is from the annotation of a GenBank genome assembly. NCBI's taxonomy places the organism in Eukaryota, Dinophyceae, Syndiniales, Amoebophryaceae.